Molecule: messenger RNA, 1458 nt
Organism: Medioppia subpectinata
Lineage: Eukaryota; Metazoa; Arthropoda; Arachnida; Sarcoptiformes; Oppiidae
Source: the annotation of a GenBank genome assembly
AUGCAUGCCGUUAUUAAGGCCGUCGUUUCGUUAUGCGCUUAUUGGAUGCGUUGUGAACUGCACUCAUACUGUAUACUCUCUAUUGUAAUGCAUAUUCAGCACAUCUCCAUUGCUAUGACUUCCCAACCGGCAAAUGAAUCCGAACUACAACUCUAUCGAGUCCUACAGAGAGCUAACCUCCUGUUAUAUUACGACACUUUUAUAUGUCAAGAUCAUCUCGAGGCGAUGACGUCCAACAACUCUGUGAAGCCGGAGAAGAAGAGUAUGGCCAGCAAACCUCUACACGUCCGCCGCUUACAGAAAGCACUUCAGGAAUGGGUGACAAAUCCCGCAAUGUUUCAAUCACCGAUUGUCCCAACAUUUCCAGCCAGUAGUGGAUCAGGUCUGAUGCCGCCAUCGAGUCACGCAUUAUUGAAUCAGUUGGCGGUGGCGAUGGCGAGCAGACCGAGUCCUUUAGCACUUUCCGCAUCGCAAACAUCUCCGGUAGGGAUGAGAACGAGUCCUCCGAUCGCAUCAACUGUAACCCAGAGCUGCAAUAGUAAUCAUUCGACGCCUUCGCCUAAUAGUGGUAAAGAGCAGAUCAUCUCUUCGUCAACACUUCAUUCUCAGAACCAAUUAAAUCAAUACAUGAAUCAGAUGAGUCGGUGGAUGGAAGAGGAACUACACUCUUACACUUCAGCACACUUUAGCCAUACAUCAGUAGUAACUGUACUCUUAAGGGCAGAUACGGUAGUCUUGAUUGUGUCGUCGGCAAUGAUGUGCAGUGAGUACAGUCAGCCGAGUAGUCCAAUAACACUGACACCAGUUCUGGUUGAGAGCCAAAUCUCGCGUCUGUCAGAAGUGGCCGAAAUGUUGGUCAAAAACCUGCCGCCAAUGGAUCCGAAGCCUCAGUUGGGAAACAAUAAAAAGAGAAUCAGUAAAGAAUUGGAAAAUUGCAUUAGACUCAAAGCUCUCGUAGUGGUAGAGAAGCUGAUCAUCAAUCCAAGACUCCAAUCCAAUAAAUUCAGACAAAACAUCAUUAAUAGAAAUACCAUUAGUUUAUGCUUUGAUAACUUGAUUAAAACGACGGCUGAGUUCCCAAAUCAAUACGUAAUGAACAUGCCUGAGGAGGACCCCAGACGUAUGGAUGAAAUACGAAAAUAUGCAGCAAUUUAUGGUCGCUUUGAUUGCAAGAGAAAGCCUGAAAAGCCGCUUACAUUACAUGAGGUGUCGGUGAAUGAAGCGGCGGCACAGAUAUGCAAACUCAUACCCGCACUGCUGUCCCCAUACGACGACUCGGAUCCGAGUGCUUGCAAGAGAAGCCGCACAGAGUCUAGUCCUAACUCAGUCCACGACAUCAAACAUUUCUCCGAUGAGGACUGGAAACGCAAACAGAAUGAAUUGGAUGUGAUAUCAACACAACAAAUGCAACUCAUUAACGAACAAAGCGAACUCAACAAACAUAUUAAACGUUAUGAA